Molecule: messenger RNA, 3787 nt
Organism: Polypterus senegalus (gray bichir)
Lineage: Eukaryota; Metazoa; Chordata; Cladistia; Polypteriformes; Polypteridae
Exons: 9
Coding region: 164-3775 (1203 amino acids)
Biological process (GO): regulation of apoptotic process
Molecular function (GO): ATP hydrolysis activity
Source: RefSeq, a predicted model, not a curated record
ACGUGCAUGAGGUCGCAGCGACGAGACAUAAAAAGCAGUCCCGGUUCUUUAUGUCGUUUAUGGAACUUCAAUCAUCGUCAACUGAUUCAGGAGAUUUAAACUUCGGCGACAGGAUUGCACUUGAACGCGGCUGCUGCAGGUGUCAGAGUGGCUGUCCACCAGUAUGGCCAGUACAAAACAAGGAGCUAGAGACUUCAUUAAUAGUAACUGGGACAAAGCUGUAGCGGGCCUUAACCACGUAGAGCUGCUAUUACCAGGACUGAGAACCACAAGGGUCCUGGAUGAGUAUGAAAUCAGCGACAUUGAGUCGUGUAACGAGAGAUUUGAGAAGAACAGAAAACUUUUGGGCAUGAUAAUAAAAAAAGGCAACGCAGCCUGUGAGGUGUUUCUGAAUCUACUGGAUACAAAAAGAGAAGGGAGCCUUGAUGGCGGAUCACACGACUGGAUUGACUAUUUUAACUUUGAUGGUUCAGGACCUUACAGAGCACAACUUAAGUUAGAAGCGAGAGAAAUUAUGGAAUCAAAAUGGAAAAACAGCAGAGUACUACUGGCCAAAUACGUGAAGGAGCUUCAGUUUAAAUACACACCACUUGUUCUGGUGAAUGACGUGUCUGACGUUUACCCUGAAAACAAAUACAAAAAGUCACGUAAAAAGAAAAGUAAAAGGUACAUUCCUAAAGAAGACAAGCCAAUUAACAUUAAGGACCUGCUGACCAUGAAAGAAAAGAAGAUCCUACUGGUGGGGAAGCCUGGAAUUGGGAAAACCUUCUGUGUCCUCCAGUUACUGAAUCUGUGGGCUGAGAGCAACGAUGACGAUGCACUCUAUGUCUUUUAUUUCGAUGCAGAAAGAGUGCACCAAUUUAGAGACUCUGCAGAUCUGAGGUCCUUACUGUUCUGUUACUGUAAACCAAAGAGAACAAUUGAAGAUGAUCUUUUAAGAGAUAUUGAGAAUGGAAACGCCAAUGUGCUCAUCAUAUUUGAUAGUAUUGAUGAAAUACAGCAGACAUCCCAGGAUGAGAAGAUUGAAAGAGUUAUUGAUAGAAUAUUAAAAAAAUCUGAUUUGAAAAAAGCAAAGAUCAUUAUUACUGGUCGACCUUCUGUAGAAGACCAUGAGCUACCAGACUGGGCAGACUAUAGAGUGGAAGUUCGUGGAUUUGGUGAAAAAUCAAUUUCUGAAUAUUACAAGAGUACACUUGAAGGCCAACCCAUAUGUGAGGAAGUUGUGAUGUUGUAUGAGAAGAACAUCAACGUCUUCAGUCUCUGUCAUGUCCCGCAGUACGCAUUCAUAGUCGUGUGCUACAUGUUGAGUGAAGGCUGCAUGAAGUCACAACAGAAAAUCUCCUCUGUAAACACUCCAAGUACGGUCACUGAGCUCUAUGUGCACAUAUUCCGUCAUUGUGUCGGUCAGCACAUGUUAAAGAGGCCACAUUUUAAGAAGGCAAAGAUUGAUAAGUACACUGCAGACAAUAAAGAGGAGAUAAUGAUACUAGCCAAAAAAGCUUUCAAUGCCAUUUUGAGUAAAAGUGUCAAUCUAAUUGAUCGUCAUCUGGAAGAAACUCCUUGUCAAUCCAUCAAACGUUGUUUCUUAGGUUCCACCAGCAUUGACGAGACGCUUACCUCCAAAGAAACCUGCUUUGCCUUUCUCCAUAACACAAUGCAGGAGUUUUUUGCUGCUGUUUGGAUUUUGGAAAAUAAAAAUGACAUCAGCGACAUAUUUCAGUGCAGUCUGACCGCGGGUGAAAGUCACCUGAAGUAUGUUAUUUAUUUCCUAUGUGGACUUUUUGCCAAAAAGAAUUCCAAAUUAAUGUCAAAUUUAUUUCAGGAAAACCCCCCAAAAGCCAUCUCAGAGUCUGCAAUCCACAACGUAAUCGAGCUCAUUCAGUCAUCUGAAGAGGACAUUGGAGGAGAGGAACGGAUUUUGUUUGCUUGCCAGUGUUUAUAUGAGGCCCAGUCAACUAAGGCGUGUGCUCAGGUUUUGGAGGCCAUCGAUUUUGAGUUCUGUCUGGAGGACGAGCACAUUGACCCGUACCAGAGCCGUGCAGUGACCUACGUAGUGAACGAAGCAAUCAAGGAGACGUAUUCAGAUUUGGAAAUGCAGGACCUCCGGCUCUUCAGUCUUGGCUACAAACUGCUACUGGAGUGUACAGAAAGUUACAGAGCAUGGGGGAAGAUGAAAUCUAACUGCUGUCAACAUGUACUGGAAAGUGGAGAUCAAAAUACAUUUUUGGAAAUGAUGGAAUUUGAAGUUUACGUGUCCUUACACUGGUAUAGCGAGACACUGAGGGCACUGGGACGCUUGAUAAAGAAGUCAGUAAAGGAGGUUAACGUCAUAUUGGAUUCAGCAUUCAGUCGUGACUCGCUUGAAACUUUCAUCCGCGUUGUGUCAGAAUGCCUGGAGAAGAUGGCUUCUGUACGUUUUUCUACAGGAUUUAAUGAAAAAUCAUUCAUAACCAUGAUGGAGUUGUGUCAAAAGUAUGAUGAAGUUACAGGAGACAGCAGUCUGCAUAAGUUUGUACAUCUCUUUGGACCCUUGCCAAAUAAAGUGGACUGCAAAGACACAUCUCGGAUUAGUCAGGUGGACUUCGGUUUUUUACAGAAGUAUCGAACUAAGGAUGUAACACAAUGGUACAAGAACAAUGAUGAUUUAUCAGCCCUGGAUGAGUUCAUCAUCUGCACCCUCAUCAACAUUUCACAGAAUGACAGGACAUGUUACAGUGACAUCCGUCAAUACAUUCAACAGAGCAGAAAUGUCUUUGUAUCCUGGAAGUGGAAUGAAGUGACACUGAGCAGUGUGAUGGACUUUAUAGAGUGCUCUUCAACUCUGGUUGACAUAAUACUGGACGACAUACCCUGCAGAAUGCAUGAUUUCAUCGGCCAUUUAUCUAGCUGCUUAGAUAAGAUAUCCUCCAUACGUUUUUCAGAUGGUUGGAAUGACGAUACAUUCUGGAGAUUAUGUGACUUAUUUGAAGAAUAUGAAGCCAAGAAAGGAGAUAGCAGCCUCCUGCACUUCAUCUCUUUGUUUGCUCCUUUUCCAAACGAUGUGAUCUCGACAAACUUGUACUGGAUUGGUGGAAUUAACUUCAGUUUUGUGAGGCGAUGUCUGCAGAAUGAGGUCACAGCUCCACAGCUCAAGGAGGCUUUCCGAAGUCUUCAUCAACUCAUAAUCAGCAGUAUUGAGGAGGCUGUAAGGAAGGACAAGAGUAACAACAGGUAUGUUUGGAAGUACAGGCUGGACUGUGGAAGCCAGGAGAACCUCAAUGAACUGUUCAGUCAAACAGACAACAAAAUCUACGUGAGCACAGAAUGGUGUGAGGAGACACUGAACAGAGUGAGCAGCUUUAUAAAAAGAUCAUCAGUGAAGGUUAACAUAAUGUUGGAACACAAUGAAAUAACUCAAAGCUUUUUUGACUUCUUGUCAGAAUGUCAGGAUAAGAUAUCUUCUAUAAGUUUACUACAUGGCUUUGAUGAACGUUCAUUUUGGUUGAUGGAUGAUUUGUUUGAAGAGUACAAAGACGUAAAUGGAGUCAACAACCUUCCACACCUCAUCUCUUUAUUUGCACCAUUUCCGAACAAGGUGCCUCUCUCAGACAUUAAUGAUAAAGUCUCUCAUUUUUCCUUCAGUUUCCUGAGUCAAUGUCACCCAGACAAAGUCGCCGUUCCACAGCACAAAGAGGCUUAUCAAGAUCUUCGGCGAUGUGUACUCAACAGUCUUCAGGAGGCUGUAAGGUAUGUUGGUUUACUGAUCUGUCAAAUUUCAGCAGACUAUAAAGAGUGAUGGACACCUCUG